This is a messenger RNA of Phycomyces blakesleeanus NRRL 1555(-), 2727 nucleotides long. RefSeq lists its product as hypothetical. The coding region runs from base 1 to 2727 and encodes 908 amino acids. The record is from RefSeq and is a predicted model, not a curated record. The transcript has 9 exons. Lineage: Eukaryota; Fungi; Mucoromycota; Mucoromycetes; Mucorales; Phycomycetaceae.
AUGAGCUGCAAAGAGAAGUGGGCUGGCUACCUCACUAAUAAGCUAAAGCACUUUGACUGUGUGACAACACAGCAUGUUGAGAGUGGCCAUCAUGCUCUGAAAAGAAGUAUCUCGGCUCUCCAGUCUUUGGACUCCUCGUUUGAGCAAAUAUGCUCAUAUCUCUUGCAAUUUGAGGGUGACUACCAAGAUCGUAGACUGGAUGAGAAGUUGGUGACCGAUGCAAGAAUCCUUGCUGAUGAGCGCCUUUGUGGAUUGGUCCACUUGGUUUCCAGAAUGCCAUUGUUUACAAUUCGCGCUGAACUUCUUGAAGAGGUUAUCAUUGGUGAAGCUUGUUACUGCAGAGUAAAGACUAUGUUUGGUCUCCCUUGCCACCAUACUCUGCCACAAAAUCGGGCCCUCACACUUCCAGACAUUCCUGAAAGAUGGGUUCUCUCUUCUGUUCUCCCAUUCCAUAAUAAGGAAGUAGAAAAAUUGGAAAGAGAACAACAAAUCUGUAACCUGAUGGCAAAGGUGAACGAUCUUAUAAAUAAUGCUGGUAAUUUAAAGGAUCACCUAGAGGUUGCCUUUCCUUUGUCAAGUGAGGUCAAAGCUCCUGAAAGAUCUAAGCACGUCAAAAGAAAAACUGCUCUCCUAAAGGAUUUUGUCCGUCACAAGCACAGGCAUCUCCUUGUCCAAAAAAAUAAGAGUGAAAUUAGAAAAAUCUUAAAAGAAGGAAUUAUAGAUGUAAUGAAGGAACUUUUAGAGAAGAAACCUCUUAAAAAAACCAUUAAAAAUAUCAAAAAAGAAACCCAAUUCGCUGAAAAGCAAGAGCCUCUCAAAGAAGCUGAAAAAUAUUCCUCUGGAAUUAAAAGACCUAACCACCUCCCAGAUGACUACUGGUACGAUAUUCCCAGUCCAAAAAAACAGAAGAAAAAUGUGCACGACUUUGCUCUGCCAGAUCAAAUCGACCAAACCGCCAUUUUGUUGACAUUUAACCCCAAGUCCGAUGGUUGGUGUGGUUUCCGUGUAUUUGCACACCUGAAAGAGGGUGGAGAGGAUCAGUUCCCUUUGGUAAAGAAGAAAAUGUUAGCCACGAUGACUACCCACAGUGAGCUCUAUGAGCAAAACUUUGGAAUGGAUAUUGCUGAGGUAACAAAGGUCAUUGCAUUUGGCCCUGACAUUGACCCAGCCAUUGACAAUCAGAGCAUCUUGCCCAUAACUUUUCUUCCCCUCCAUAAUCGGAAGCUUCUCAAAAGAAAGCUAUUGCCGAUGGUCUUGCACCAUGUACAUGGGUGCCACUGGACAACAAUCAAAGUUAAGCCUCAUGUACAUCGGUCCUGGCCUGAGUUCCCAAAGAACAAAUCUUAUCUUUUGCCUUCCACUACUAUCACUAACUCUCUUACAAAUUCUCCCUACAAAGUCUGUGCAUUUAUAAGCAAUCUGAUUAAGAUCUUCAUCCACAUGGCUCUUCCCGCUAAAGUACUGGAUCCACCUAUUGGGUCCACCACAACACUAGGUCAAGCCAAUAUAACCACUCCACAACCCUCUACUACUACCUCUACCACAACCAACACUAGGUCAUAUCUCAAUGUCGCCACAGCCACUCCCGCCCCCGGUCAAGUACCAGUCAUUCUUUUCUCUAACUUGCCGACAUCUACGGAUCGCGUCUGGCGCGAAAGUACAUCUCGUCAUUCGGUAUUCUUCACCCCACCAACUGAUUCCACCCUUACCUCUGAAUUCUGGACUGCUCUCAGAGCAAGCGUUCCUACGGCAUGCACCUUGGGAAUAUCAUUCGCUCAUCGUCAACCGCUCAUCCAUGAAUUGCACCUGACCAAUUCUACCAUCUGCACCAAACUCUGUUCCAAAGGCUUCCUGGUUGGAGGCCAAACGUACUUCCCCUCUAUGGGUAUUGCCCCAGGCACAAAAAUCUUGCGUAUCUCCCUCUCCCAGCUUCCAUACCUUCCUUCCCCUCUGCUUGAAGAGGCUAUCAAAACAGCCUUGGCCGCAUAUGGCACCGUCCGCGAAGUCGGUUUGUAUCUUCGUGUCAAUUUUUUUGAUGGCACUGGUUCUGCUUACCUUGAACGACCACCCAACCCCAAUGCCACCCUUGCCAAACUCUCAUACAAGAUCCCGUAUGAUGGCGACUUGUACUUCUUAGGUACCUGGAAACAGAUGGGUAUUCACUGUAAUUAUUGUAAAACUGGUCACUUGCAACAUGCCUGCCCCAGAGCACCCCCCACGGACGCCAGCUCUUCCAAGAGACCCCGCAAGGUUCCCACGACACAUGACUCCCCUGAUCGCUCAUGCAAGACUACUCCCGGUGUGUCUCACAGACCUCUGGCCAAGAAAUCGAUUCCCCCUCGCGGUACACCUACGAUGGCUGAGGGAUCCCAGGCUACUACCACCACCUCCAGCACGAAUUCCUCAACACCGCGACGACCCUCUGUCCCCGCUGUUCCUACUUCCCCCCGCCAGUCUGCCAACAGGUUUGCUGCACUUGACGGACUAACUGACAACAGCCGCACAGGCGCACUCUUCGACCCCACUCUGCCUCUUCCUCAGACACACAACACCCAGUAUGAUCCCGUCUUUCACCCCCUCCACAACGCUUUUCUUCCCUCCAACUACACUUCCGGCUCCACUAAAGACGAAGAAGAAUUUCACCCCAGCACUUUUGACGGCAAUGACGACCAAGACUCCCAGAAUAUCCUAACUGAUGACGAGAUGGCAGACGGCGAUCAUUCUUAA